This is a messenger RNA of Kluyveromyces lactis, 1377 nucleotides long. RefSeq names its product Whi2p (gene WHI2). The transcript has a single exon. Bases 1 to 1377 code for a protein of 458 amino acids. The record is from RefSeq and is a predicted model, not a curated record. Lineage: Eukaryota; Fungi; Ascomycota; Saccharomycetes; Saccharomycetales; Saccharomycetaceae. Gene Ontology annotation, cellular component: nucleus. Gene Ontology annotation, molecular function: RNA binding.
AUGAGUCAGAACCAGCCUCAAACGCAGUCGAUUAUAACGCAAGUUACUCCAGAUGGUGGGGGUGCUUCUGGUGCACUGCUUGGACAAGAUGGGUCAUAUAUUGAUUACGAACAGUAUAAUGAGGAGGAUACACUUAUCCAUUUGAAUAUUCAGGAGAAGCAUUAUUACAUCACACGCACUCAAUUGAUGUCUUUGCCAGAAUCGUUGUUGCUUUGCCUUUUCCCCAGUGGUGUAUUCAUGGAUAGGGAUGGUCAAAUCAUUACUAAUUUGACCCCAGAUGAUGAAGUUUACAUACCUAACUUUUCUACGGAAUGUUUUGAAUACAUUAUGGACGUGUACAAUCAAGCACACACAGAUUAUUUAAAUUUCCCAGUCAAUGAAAUCUUUAAUCGUAAAGGCACCAAUGGUAGUUCAAGCGGUGGGAAUAACUUUUUCAAUUUUGGUUCUUCGAAUAAUUCAAGCAGUUCACAGGAAUCAGAGAUCUUGCAUGAAAAACCUGGUAUUAUCGUAUUAAGAGAAGAUUUGGAUUACUAUUGUGUGCCACAAGUCUCCGUAGAAUAUCCAGAAGGAUCAUCUGAUAUGGAGAAAGAGGAACUCUUGCAUAACUUGAUGGUGCAAAUCAAACUGGCUGCUGGCAGCCAUUUGUUGAAGCAAACAUCUGUAUUCUUGGGGUUGAAGUCCUCGAAUAGGGCCAAGAAACCAACAAAAUCGAAUCAAGUUGAUGGGACCAAGUCCAGUACAGGUACUGUGAAGUUGGGGUCAGCUGAACAACAUUUGAUGGAUAUGCUAUGUUCAUCAGGGUUUAAAACUGAAUCUGUGUGGGGUAACAGAAGUCAAGAGAUGGAUAAGACUGUCAUAAGUUCGUUGUCUCUUUGUAGACUUGCCAAUGAGACAACUCAAGAAUUCAGAGAUGCAGUCGCAGUCGCUAAGGCAAAGUACGACGAUGAUCAAAAAAGUAUUGCGUCCACAAUGACAAAUGACACAAGUUCUAACAUGAAGUUAACACCAACUCCCUCACGGACUGAUGUUAAACGUAAAUCGAGAUUGUCUGUAUUCAGUGAAAAUGUUCGCUCUCGUUCCAGAUCACGAAACAGAUCUGCAUCAAGACAACGAGCAAAUGAAUCUCCAACCUUGUACGAAUUGGUCCCGAAACCAGACAUCAACACAAAACUAUUAUUGUUUUGGAAGAAACCUGCAAGAAAGUGUUGGUGGGGUCAAGAGCUCGUUGAUUUGGAAGUUGACUUCCCUGCAAUCUUUGAAAAUGACACUUUAACCAUCUUCCCAGAUAAUAGCAAAAUCCAAAAACUGAAAGUACCUGUCAAAAUACACAUUAGAAGGGUAUGGACCCUUGAAUUGUCCGUUAUUGGUAUCCAAUGA